GUAGCCGGCACCGAGAUUUCCGUGAAGGAGUUGAAGGCGCGGAUCGAUCACCUCUACCAGGUCUGCGACACCCGAGACCGCACGACGACUCAGAAACUUUCCGAGCUGCUAUCUGCUAUCGACACAGAGGUCAAGGAGCGGGCUGCAGCAGACGAUGAGGUUCUGCGUAAGCAGGGCUCGGCCAAGGAGGCACUUCCGGCCCUGAUCGCAGCAGAGCGGCAACGGACCGAUGCUGCCCUGGCCAAGCUUGAGGAAGCUCUCCGCCACGAAGAUGUGGCUGAGAGGCAGCAGAGGACGCAGGCGCUGGCGGGUUUGGAGUUGCGCUGGCAGCAGCUUCGUGAGGCGACAGAGGACGCCCUAAAACACCGCCUAGAGCAGCACAGCAGCGUAGCCCUGGAUGUGACAAAGGUCGGUGAGGCUCUCCAGGAGGAGACCCGGAUGCGGCAGCUGGAGCAAAAGGUUCUGGCCAAUGAUGUGCAGCGACUGGGGCAGGAGGUCGCAGAGGCAGCUGCAGCGAGACGUUCUGUGGAAGAAG
Molecule: messenger RNA, 535 nt
Organism: Symbiodinium sp. CCMP2456
Lineage: Eukaryota; Dinophyceae; Suessiales; Symbiodiniaceae
Source: the annotation of a GenBank genome assembly